Messenger RNA from Drosophila albomicans, 1763 nucleotides. RefSeq names its product probable cytochrome P450 313a4. The transcript is spliced from 7 exons. The record is from RefSeq and is a predicted model, not a curated record. Lineage: Eukaryota; Metazoa; Arthropoda; Insecta; Diptera; Drosophilidae. Gene Ontology annotation, molecular function: heme binding; oxidoreductase activity, acting on paired donors, with incorporation or reduction of molecular oxygen; monooxygenase activity. Bases 126 to 1592 code for a protein of 488 amino acids.
AUAAUCAUUCUCUAUUCGCGAUUUAAAACGUUCGGCUCGUUACGUGAAUUAAAAUAAUUAAAGAAAACGGUCAAAUCUUAUCAGGGUAUUCAGAAAUCACAAAUUUAUCAAGAAUUCUUCCCAUUAUGUUCACGUGGCAGUUAUGGUGCACUUUAUUUUGUGUUUUGUGGUUGUAUUUUCUGUGGACACUUUGCCGAUUUUAUAGCUUAAUAUUUACAAUACCUGGACCAAUUGGGUAUCCUUUAAUUGGAGUAGCGCUCAAGGUGCGCCGUAGGGAAGAUGUGCUGAAGAUAUUGAAGAACUUUUUGGAUAGAUAUGGCUCAUUUCUGAUAACUUGGCUGGGUCCUAUACCAUCUUUUGUUACCACUGAUCCACAACUCAUACAGGAUAUUCUUAACUCACAGAAUUGCCUUGACAAGGCUAACGUCUACAGGGUUGUUAACGAUGUCGCUGGCCUGGGAUUAAUCACUGCGAAAGAGCCUCAUUGGAGUGUGCUUCGGAAGAUGCUGAAUCCCGCGUUUGGAUUAAAUGCUCUGACUAGCCUGGUGCCUACUUUCAACGCCGAGGCGAAUUCCUUGCUCAAGAUGGUAGAACCAUUAGUGGAUUCUGGUGAACAGGACUUGUUACCAUUGCUGCAGAAUUUUUCCUUGAACGUGGCAAGUCAAACAACAAUGGGAUGUGGUGUGAACGAAAAUGGGAAUAUUGAAAGCCACCAACUACUAAAUAUUUCCAAUCUUCAGGAAUCCAUGACAGAAAUCUUUUUUUCGCCCUGGCUGAUUAGUAGAACAUUACGCCAAUUAUUUGGCCGGGAGGAUCAAUACUUUAAAGCCAAAACGGAGAUAAGAGGAUUCAUUAACAAGUUAAUUGAACCAACAUUAUCAAAGGUUUCUGAACAACUGAAAGAUAAGAAUAAUUUUCUAAACCUAGCAACUGAUUUGAAGAAUCGUGGAAUUUUUACCACACAGAAUGUGGAAGAUCAUUCUGUUCAGAUUGUAUUUGCCGCAUUUGAAACUACAGCUAAUACGGUGGCCUAUACACUGAUGUUGCUUGCCAUGUUUCCCGAGUAUCAAGAGAAGGCUUUUGAAGAGCUUUGUUCAUUUUUUCCCAAGUCGGGAGAUUUUGAUGUUAGCUACAGUGAUAUUAAGAAUCUGGUUUAUUUGGAUUUAAUUCUUAAUGAAUCAAUGCGACUUCUGACACCAGUUCCAAUAGUUGGACGACAGACCAUGCGCGACGUGCGUCUUUCGAAUGGAAUUUUUAUUCCAAAAGGAGUUCAGAUUGCAAUCGAUAUCUUUCACUUGCAUCGGGAUAAGAAAAUAUGGGGAGAAAAUGCAGAAACAUUCGAUCCCGAACAUUUCCUGCCCCAUAACCUACAGGAGAAGCAUCCCUAUUCGUUCAUACCCUUCACUAAGGGAAUACGAAAUUGCAUAGGCUGGAGACAUGCUUUAAUAUCGAUCAAAAUUAUAUUGGCGAAAUUGUUGAGAACAUAUAAAUUCUCAACCAGCUAUAAAUUUGAAGAUCUUGAUUUUGUCGAGGAUCUUACUUUGAAAUUUAAGACCGUACCUUUGCUGGAUAUUCAAAGAAGGGAUUGUUAGUGUUACGCUUCAUCGCUUAAGUGUUAUAUGUAUGGACAUGUUUCUUUGUAAAUGUUUAUAAAAAAAUCGAAACACAAACAACAGUUUAGUUUGGAAAAACAAGACAAAAUAAAACGAAAUAAAUGUAUUUAAAAUAUCUUACCAUUUACUCAAUAUCCUCAGGUAGAUUAU